Hirundo rustica (Barn swallow) is the source of this 1650-nucleotide messenger RNA. It is a transcript of the gene CBLN1, whose product is annotated as cerebellin 1 precursor. The record is from RefSeq and is a predicted model, not a curated record. NCBI's taxonomy places the organism in Eukaryota, Metazoa, Chordata, Aves, Passeriformes, Hirundinidae. Gene Ontology annotation, cellular component: glutamatergic synapse; synaptic cleft. The coding region runs from base 320 to 904 and encodes 194 amino acids. Gene Ontology annotation, molecular function: protein binding. The transcript is spliced from 3 exons.
CCGGUGGGGAGGCGGGGCCGCGCCCCGCGCCGUCUUUGUGCUCGCCGGCAGCCCCGGCAGCGCCGCCGCCUCCCGCCGCCUCCCUCGGCCCCGCUCGGCGCGGCGGGCGGCUCCGCUCCGCUCCGAACCGCUCGGCCCCCGCUCCGCACCGCAGCGCUCCGCGCCGCGCUAUGUGUGCCGGCGCUCCCGUGCCUCCUCGCGGCCGCUUCCCACCCGGCGGGGCGCGCUCGGCCCCGCUCUGAGCGCGGCGGGGCAGGGGAGCGAGCGGAGCGGAGCCCGGACGGUGCCGCCCGGCGCGGGGCGAAGGGAGCGCGGCGCCAUGCGGGGCCCGGGGCUCGGGCUGGGGCUGGGGCUGCUGCUGGGCGCGGCGUGGGUGGCGUGCGGGCAGAACGAGACGGAGCCCAUCGUGCUGGAGGGCAAGUGCCUCGUGGUGUGCGACUCCAACCCCACCUCCGACCCCACCGGCACGGCGCUCGGCAUCUCCGUGCGCUCCGGCAGCGCCAAGGUCGCCUUCUCCGCCAUCCGUAGCACCAACCACGAGCCCUCCGAGAUGAGCAACCGCACCAUGAUCAUCUACUUCGACCAGGUACUAGUGAAUAUCGGCAGCAACUUCGACUCGGAGCGGAGCACUUUCAUCGCGCCCAGGAAAGGGAUUUACAGUUUCAAUUUUCACGUGGUGAAAGUGUACAACAGGCAAACCAUCCAGGUGAGUUUGAUGCUAAAUGGGUGGCCAGUGAUUUCUGCCUUUGCAGGGGACCAAGAUGUGACCCGAGAAGCUGCUAGCAAUGGAGUCCUGAUUCAGAUGGAGAAAGGAGACAGAGCUUAUCUAAAACUGGAGAGAGGAAACUUGAUGGGAGGCUGGAAGUAUUCAACAUUCUCUGGAUUUCUAGUGUUCCCGCUUUAAAUCACUUCUCAUCCAAGAAAAGGGAGAAAUCUCUUACAAAUUCCCAAGUCAGAGCUGGGUUUGAAGAAUCAUGGACAGCAGACUUUUUACAUUCAAAUAUUAAAGAAGCUUAAUCCUGCUUAGGUUUGUGUACAUCUGCUUUGAAGAAUUACUACUUAUUUUUGUUGUGUUGCAGCCAACAGGCGGGAGACACUAUAAUUGAUCAAACCCCCAUUUAUAUUCUUCUCUCUCCUCCCACAAAAUUAGUUCCCAUCUCUGUGUCAUUGGUGUAAUCUGCCAUUGUUCCCCCAUGGCUUCUGCCUCACACAAGUAGACUUUAGAUAUUUUCAUUGUCCUUUACAGCAUAUUUUGUAGUUUUGUUUUUAAAACAUGUUAAUCUUGACUCUUUCUCUGAGUUUAACUUUUAAAAAAAGAAAAAAAGCAAAGUAUUUUUUGAAUACAUGGAUGCCAUGAUGGAAGGGAAAAUGCAAUUCUUGCUGUGUACUGGCUGGCAAAAGGAAAAAUUUCUACAUGAAGAACUAUCCACAGCCAAGGCUGACUAGAGUAUUUCAAUAUUUCUAUGUAAUUCUGAGUGAUUGUGAAAUUUAAGGCUGCUAAAUGUUUUGAUGCUUGUUUUGCUCUUGUACAACGUGGCCCAACUAAAUGCCAGGAAGUAUAUUGAACUUUUACUAUUACUCUGUAAUAUAUGUGUGAAUAUUGAAAAUUAAUUUUUGCUUUAAUUCAAUAAAGUUUAAAUGGGACUUUUA